This is a messenger RNA of Halichondria panicea, 3408 nucleotides long. RefSeq lists its product as uncharacterized. The transcript has 9 exons. Gene Ontology annotation, biological process: small GTPase-mediated signal transduction; positive regulation of peptidyl-serine phosphorylation. NCBI's taxonomy places the organism in Eukaryota, Metazoa, Porifera, Demospongiae, Suberitida, Halichondriidae. Gene Ontology annotation, molecular function: guanyl-nucleotide exchange factor activity; protein binding. The record is from RefSeq and is a predicted model, not a curated record. The coding region runs from base 159 to 3266 and encodes 1035 amino acids.
UAAAUUGCAGGUGUACACACCCACCUCGUGUGUAAAAAACUAAAAGUCUGUGCCAUUGAACUAUACAGCAUAACAGUCAACAAAGGCAAGAUACGCGUCUGGUAGCAUCAAGAUAAUUUGCAAGACAUAAAACUGUGGUGUGGAUAUAAGUAGACACAAUGACAGCCACUCCUGAUAAACUCACUGUGAGCAGUUGGCUAGCCGAGCUAAGAAUGGAGUGCUACAAGAAACACCUCGAAGACUACGAAACAAUAAAGCAACUUCUGGAUUUGAAGGAGAUGGAACAGAAGUUGAAGAAGCUAGGAGUUGGGAACUCUAAAGACAGGGCCAGGAUGAUGGGCAGCCUCGCUACGUUCAGGAAGGACCCCCCACCUCAUCCCUCCCCAGUGGCCAAUGUACAGCUCCAGGAGAAGACUCUCUCACGAAAAGGCUCAACUAGAAAGCUCAAGUUAAAGAGUCUUCUGAGUAGCAGCUCUUCAAAGAAAAGCAAAAAGAAGACAGAUAAUUUCUCUACCCCCGUACCCGCGACUGUACACGUCUCCGAGAUCUCCUCUCCCCCCCAGUCCCCCUCCCCCCUCACAAAGAGUAAACUCCAGUCAUCAAUCACUGAUGAUUACGAGGAGGUCCCCGACCUUUCACCUCGCUCUCGAGCCAUGACACUCGACGGAAAACCGUACCAAAACUGGAAAGUAGUUGAGAAUGAGUAUGUGCCCUCGCCGGACAAAAGUCCCAAUUUUAGUGAACAACGUUUCCGUUCCAAUACCGUGGCAAAUUUCGACCGGCAAACCGAAACAUCUCCUCCUUUUUCGCGGCCUCCUUCUGGUGAUAUACAGUACCGAAACAGGCUGGACGUGGGGAAGAAAGAAGAUUCCCCAGGAGCACUGAAACACCGACACUUGAGUGGAGCCUCAAUGGAGUCCGGACUGAGUUUCGGUUACGAUGUAGAGAAAGAUUUUAACCCUUCGCUUCCCCUGGAGAGCCAGCCUUGGUUUCGGGGGAGGAUAUCUCGGGCCGACGCAGAAGCCGCUCUAAACGAGGACGGUGACUUUAUUGUACGCGAGAGCACAGCCAUUUUGAACACGUACACGCUCAGCCUUCGCUGGAGGGGGGCAUACGAUCACACCAUGGUCAAUACAACCGAGGUGGUCAAUACCACGGGGGACAUACGAAAAGCCACUGGUGUUAAAUACCAUUUCGAAAGUGGAGCAUUUGAUACGAUUCCGGAACUGAUUUUCAACCAUCUGAAAUACCAGAUCCCGAUUGAUUUGGCACAACACACUCUCAUUACCAAUCCGAUAUGCCGCCCUGGGGCAAGUAACCAUAGCACCCCGAAUAGCAUGCACAGAGGGAUCUACACUACGCAACAGUCAUAUGCACACCCACCUCACGUUGCGGACCCGAAUAAUGCACAGAAUUUCAGCACCCUCCCUCGAAACUUUGGCCGAAAGACCUCCGUAUGCUCGCUCCCCGAGGAGACAGCAAAUGGUUCUCAGACGUUGACUCGAGGGACACCUAAUCCAUCAGCACGUUAUCGUUAUAAUAAACUGAGCAACUCUAGCGGUGAUCUCCUCGACGACAAGCCCUCGCAUAACCAUAAUUACAGGGGCAUGAUGAGCCCUCCCCCUAUAGCAGAAAUCCGAACCCGUGCCAUGACAACUGAUUCCAGAUCUAGACAAACGAAUGUAACAGAUUCACCACAUCAAAGACAAGAAAGCUUUGGAGACUACGUGGCUAUGGGAAGUGUAUCUAUUUGUGGGGAUAGCGAUUCUUUAGACGAACAAGAAGAAUAUCGAAAAAGCACGCCCCCCUCGCAACAUCAAAAGUCAUCAACAAAAGUCUCCAACUAUGCCGAUGUCGUGUGUCUAAAGGACCAAAUCAAGCCCGCCCUCACUAUCAACGACGAUGCUGUCAAAUAUGCCGAAGUUCGUUUUGCCCAGAAGAAGAAGUCCCCUCAAUCGUCUCGAGAGAGUAGUCCCUACCAGUCCCGUGCUGACUACCUCGCUGGCAGGGCACCACGUGAGGUGUCUAACUAUGCCCAAAUCAAGUUUGAUGAUUCCUCCCCCCAUCCAUUCAGCCAGUAUGCAUCCAUCCAACGAAACUCUUCCCCAAAUGUAUUGACAUCACGUGACACCUCCCCUCGUCAAAGAAGUCAAACAGAGGCGCACAUUUACGCUCGAUCGGAGAAGCCACGGAAUAAGAAACUCGAUAGAUCCUCGACAGCAAGCAAUGACAGUGCACUGAGCACAACGAGCAGUCAGUCGUCUAAUUCAAAUUCCAGCACCCCUCAACCGCCAACCACUCCUCAAUCCACACUACUAUUACACUCUCAUGCCCCCUCGGCUAAGGUACAUCGCGACCUCCCUGGUUAUGAAGCGCUGGUGAAGGUCCACACUAUACUACAGAGUCACAGCAACAAGCAGCUGGUGUACCAUCUCACUAGGGCUGAUGCAGUAAACUUUCUGCUGUCCCCUAGACCUGGUGAAGAGGAUUCAGUAUGGAGAGACAGGGUCAACAAGACCACCUCCUCCUCUGGCAUGUACACAGGACUACAGACACUGGCCGACACAGACGGAGAGAAGCUGUGGAAGAAACUCUACAACAGACACUUGAGCCUCUCCCAGACUGUCACCCUGUGUGUCAUCACCGCUGGAGAUGCGCUGGAGAGAACUAAACUACUCCAUCGGUUCAUCGAGAUUGCCACUCUACUACAGAGCGGAAAAUUCGGGAAUUUGUACGCCUUCAUCUCUGUCAUUCAAGGGAUUAAUGUACCGCAGAUAACGGACAUGGUGGACAUUUGGGAUCUACUAAAGAGCCACUUUCCAGCCUCGUUUGCUGCCCAUAAAGACCUCCUCUCUGUCAUCUCAAACCUCAAUGAAGGCAUAGCCAUGUUCUCAACAGAGCAUCUCACCAUUCCAGCCAUACAACACUUGAAGACUGUCUUCCAUUACUCAGAGCCAUCGAUACCCGGCUACAACACUGUGGUCGAGGACCGAAGCUUGGUUGGAGAGUAUUGGAGCAUGGCCUGUGGUUUGGACGGGAUCCGUACCAUCAUGUCUCAUACAUCACACUUUAGUUUCAAUGCACGUAAAAAACUAGAGGGACGAAAGUACGACGCUGCUCUCAUGGAUUUUUUUCUGGGUGAUUUCACUCGAGUGUAUCUUCAGUCGAUUGGUGUACAUUGUGACGACCCAAUGGAAAGAAGACGGAAGUUUGGAAUAGUAAUGGAGGGACUUGUGGCUCGUGUUGAAGCCGGUGAAAGUGUUUAAACUAUAUAUUUUAUUUUUUAGUACAUAGGUUACAUGUAUAGUUGAUGUGUCAGUUUUAAGAUAGCCCAGUGUAUUUGUGCUGUAAUAAUUACCCAACCUCCAACCUUCCAUUUAUGCACGUUUUAAUAUUUUGUGCACCUCA